Molecule: messenger RNA, 1974 nt
Organism: Mercurialis annua (annual mercury)
Lineage: Eukaryota; Viridiplantae; Streptophyta; Magnoliopsida; Malpighiales; Euphorbiaceae
Product: protein DETOXIFICATION 46, chloroplastic-like
Exons: 14
Coding region: 74-1750 (558 amino acids)
Biological process (GO): transmembrane transport
Cellular component (GO): membrane
Molecular function (GO): antiporter activity; xenobiotic transmembrane transporter activity
Source: RefSeq, a predicted model, not a curated record
UCUUCUUUUGCCUCCUUAUAAAGCAUCUUUCAAAUUUUUCUUUUCAAUUCCCCAAUUAUACUGUUUAAAAAAAAUGCUAAUCAAAACCCUAAAUCACUCUUUUUCUUCUUUAAUUUCAAUUAAAACCCCUAAUUUUAGAGAACACAAUCAUUACUCUUCCCAAUCUUUAAUUACCUAUAAAAAACAAGAAAAAUUGCGCCUUUAUAAUUCAAUAAAGACUCCAAGGAAUAGGUUUAUAAGUAACUGUAUAGUUAGUUCAAGCAAAGAUGUAGUUAAUAAUGAUGAUGAUAAUAAUAACUGCAGCAAAGAAAUUCAGAGAGAUAAUGACGGUGACAUGGCUCAGUUUGAAGAAGAAGUGGCCGUACUGGGCGGAGGUAAGGUGGGGCGAACUGGGGCGGGCAUAUGGAAACAAAUGAAAGAGAUUGUAAUGUUUACCGGGCCAGCUACAGGUCUUUGGUUAUGUGGGCCAUUGAUGAGUUUAAUUGAUACUGCUGUUAUUGGUCAGGGAAGCUCAAUUGAGCUUGCUGCUUUAGGACCGGGUACUGUGGUUUGUGAUUAUAUGAGCUAUGUGUUUAUGUUCCUUUCUGUGGCCACUUCGAAUUUGGUUGCUACUUCCCUUACUAGACAGGAUAAAGAUGAAGUUCAACAUCAAAUAUCUAUUCUUCUUUUUGUUGGCUUGGUGUGUGGGAUCUUUAUGUUUUUGUUUACAAGAUUCUUUGGUUCAUGGGUGUUAACUGCUUUUACUGGACAGAAGAAUGCACAUAUUGUACCUGCAGCAAAUACAUAUGUUCAGAUUCGAGGCCUUGCCUGGCCUGCAGUUAUUGUUGGAUGGGUUGCUCAAAGUGCAAGCCUUGGGAUGAGAGAUUCUUGGGGACCUCUGAAGGCUCUGGCAGUUUCUAGUAUCGUAAAUGCUGUUGGCGAUGUAGUUCUUUGCAGCUAUAUGGGUUAUGGAAUUGCUGGUGCUGCAUGGGCAACAAUGGUGUCUCAAAUUAUUGCAGCUUACAUGAUGAUUGAUGCUUUGAACAAGAAAGGGUACAGCGCAUUUGCUAUUACUAUUCCAACAUUUAAUGAACUUUUGGUAAUAUUUGGGCUUGCAGCUCCAGUGUUUGUAACAAUGGUGUCAAAGGUGGCCUUCUAUUCUCUACUUAUAUAUUAUGCUACAUCUAUGGGCACAAAUUCUGUGGCCGCUCAUCAGGUCAUGAUUCAAACAUAUAGCAUGUGUACAGUAUGGGGUGAGCCUCUUUCUCAAACUGCACAGUCAUUUAUGCCUGAGUUGCUAUAUGGUGCCAAUAGAAGCUUGGCAAAGGCUCGGAUGUUGCUAAAGUCGCUAGUGAUAAUUGGAGCUACACUAGGAUUGGUGUUGGGAACUAUUGGAACAUCUGUUCCUUGGUUCUUCCCCAAUCUUUUUACGCCUGAUCAAAACGUCAUACAGGAGAUGCACAAAGUGCUGUUGCCAUACCUUAUGGCUUUGGCUGUGACACCUAGCACCCAUAGCCUCGAAGGAACAUUGAUGGCUGGACGCGAUUUAAAAUUCUUUAGCUUAUCAAUGACCGGAUGCUUUGCUUUCGGUGGCCUUGUACUUAUGCUUGUGAGCAGCAGAGGAUACGGCUUGGCUGGUUGCUGGUUCGCGCUAGUAGGAUUUCAAUGGUCGCGGUUUUUCCUUGCUCUGCAACGACUUCUUUCUCCCGAUGGCGUAUUGUACUCGGAAGACUUGAGCCGAUUUAACAUGGAGAAGCUAAAAGCUGCUUAGCUUAGUACAUGAAGGAAAAAUACAGAAUCAUUAGGUUACACAUAGUGUUCAAUUCUUAUACAGGACCUGAUCUGCAAAACCAGCAGAAACUUGUCCUAAAUUCUCAUUAUUUCAAGCUGUGAUAUGCUUUCUUGACAGGCUUCAAGGUCUGCUAUAUCAAUGGCAACUGUAUGUUACUUUGUCCCAAUGAAUUAAUGGUAGCUUAAAUCUCAUUCAAUGUUUGA